UCAAAGCUGCUGCUAUAAAAAUUCUCAUUCGGUUUUGCGUGUCACACACAGCCAAAAGUCUCAGUCGUAAACAAAAUACAUAAAACAAAUGAUGUUGCGAGUUUGUAAACGUUUGCUAAGCCCCGCGGGAAAAACGUUUCUGCUAAUCUGUCUCUGCUGGCUCAUAGCUCUGCAGCUCUAUAUAUUCGCAAUGAGUCGCACAGCCAGCGACAUUAAGGAAUAUUUGCAGCCGCCCUACAAGGAGAACAUUUGGCAGUAUGAUGUGAACGACCGCCAGGAGCACCGGGACAACUUCACCAUAGCUCGACGUCUGGCGCGUCGCGUGCGCGUGCAUUGUCUGCUGCUGUUGACCAACAAUCAUGAGAAGGCCAAGAUGGAGCAUGUGAUGCGCAGCUGGCCCAAUCGCUGCAAUCAUAUACAUCUGCAUGAGGCCAGGGAGGAGCAAACGCUGCAGGUCUAUGCGCGCAUUUAUAAGCAAUUCAAAUUCAACUUCGACUGGCUGCUGCAGGUGCAAGUGGACAGCUAUGUGGUGAUGGAGAAUCUGCGCUAUGUGCUCUCCCGCUACGAUCCGGCCGAGCCGCUCUACUUCAGCGCCUACCACAAGGCCUAUCCCUAUGCGCAUGUCAGCCUACGCGACACUACGGACUAUGUGCUCAGUCGUGGCGCACUGCAGCAGCUGCUGGCCAAGGCGCAUGACCAGCAGCAGUUAAUGCACGCGCUCAUGAACAAUCUGCGUCUGGACAGCGCGCAGCUGAACCCGUUCCAAGCGAAUGCCGACAUUAUACCAUUUACGGAACGCAAGUCCUUCUGGAUGUGGCCAAUGGUACAUCAAGCAGUCUAUGGCGGCGGAGGCUUCAAUGGCACUGUCCCCUUUAUGUUUAUACUGCCCUAUGUCAAUUGCCAGCAGCUGUAUGUGCUGGAGUAUCUGCUCUAUCAUCUACGUCCCUAUGGCAUGGAUGCUGCCAGGCCGGCGGUGCCUUCUUUGGGGCUGCCAGCACGCGCUGCUAACAACACUUUGGCCACGCAGCUGGCUCAGCGCGUGCGUGUCAUAUGCAUGAUCAUCACCUGUCCGCACAAGUGCGAGGCCAGCGCCAAGCCCAUUAUGGAGACCUGGGGACGCCGCUGCCACAAGCUCAUUAUGUUCAGUAGUCGUGAGCAGCGCAGCAUUCCAGGCGCUAUCGUCGUGCCGCUAGAUGUGGACGAUGGCUAUGAUCUGCUGUGGAACAAAACCCGAGCUGCCUUUCGCUAUGUCCAUCAGCAUUAUCUGCAGGAGGGCGAUUGGUUCUUCAAGGCCGACGACGAUACCUUUGUCAUAAUGGAGAACAUGCGCUACAUGCUGCACGGCCACAGCCCCAAUGAGCCCAUUUACUUUGGCUUCAAAUAUAGCAAGUUUGAUGGUUACCACUCCGGCGGAUCGGGCUAUGUGCUCAGUCGCGAGGCGCUGCAACGUUUGGUGGAGCAUGGACUGAAAUCGACCGUAUGCAGAGUUGCAAGCAAUGGCCAAGAGGAUCUCGAAAUAGGCCAUUGCUUACGCUUCUGCAGGGUCAAGGUUGCGGAUUCUAAGGACGAAUACAAUCGCCUGCGCUUUAUGCCUUUAGAAAUCGAGAACUGGCUCAUACCGCACAGAAUAGGAAACGACUCUUGGAUGCACCAAUAUACAUCCUAUAAAAUCGAACAGGGUCAGAACUUUUGUUCAUCCUAUGCUGUCAGCUUUCAUUAUGUGAUGCCUUACAAAAUGUAUGUGCUCAACUAUUUGAUCUACAAUUUGCAACCAUUUGGCAUUAGCAUGGGCCAUGAGCCACUCAAUCGGAAUUUAAGCGAAUUGGAGCAGGCGCGAGACUCUAAUUGGCAGCCAAAGGACUAAUCUCUUGGAUAUGCAGACGCAUCUGGGAAGCAGCUCAAUGAAUGAACUUGACAUGUUCUUUGUUUAAAUUUUCAAAUCUUUCAUUACGAUGUACCAAAGAUAAAAUAGAAUAUAUAAAUUACUUAUUUGUAAUUUAGAUAAAUUAUACAAAUCAAGACUCAAGCGACUGCAUAUUAUAAGUUACGGAUGUUUGUUAUGUUGUGGAUAUGGCUAUAAUUUAUUUUCCUAAAUAAAAAGAUUACGAUAGAGA
This is a messenger RNA of Drosophila busckii, 2114 nucleotides long. RefSeq lists its product as uncharacterized. The transcript has 3 exons. Gene Ontology annotation, cellular component: membrane. Gene Ontology annotation, molecular function: N-acetylgalactosaminide beta-1,3-galactosyltransferase activity. Bases 89 to 1864 code for a protein of 591 amino acids. The record is from RefSeq and is a predicted model, not a curated record. NCBI's taxonomy places the organism in Eukaryota, Metazoa, Arthropoda, Insecta, Diptera, Drosophilidae.